Molecule: messenger RNA, 1833 nt
Organism: Alternaria postmessia
Lineage: Eukaryota; Fungi; Ascomycota; Dothideomycetes; Pleosporales; Pleosporaceae
Exons: 1
Coding region: 1-1833 (610 amino acids)
Source: RefSeq, a predicted model, not a curated record
AUGUUGCCUCGCGCACAGCCCCUACGAAGACUACUUUACACCUCUACACCCCGCGCUCGACUAUCUGCGUAUCCUCCGGAGCACCGCAUCGCCCCACCUGCCGUCUCUAGCUCUACCAACCGGGUCACACGCGCAUACAUACUACAUCACAGUCGGCAGAGCACGGCGAGGGCACCUCACAAGGAGAGCGGAACCAACUUCUGGACUGUAGGAAUAGUCGCUGGAAUCGCAAUUGGCGGCGCACUGCUCGUUCCCUUUGUGCACAACUCCCCCAAACCGCAGGCAGCAAAGCAAUCCACCCCCGAUCAAUUUGAAAUCACACAUCUGACAGACUCGUACCUCGUCAUGGCGCCGAACACUCCCGCAGGGAGGCCAGGCACUCUCACAGCAGAAGAGGAUAAGAAGCUACGUGAGCUCUGGGCGAUUGUUAUGAAAGUCUUCGGUGUGGAAGUGGGGCCGGAAGCUACGAACGGCGCUGACGAGGUCGCAUCGCCCACCACAAGCGAGGCAGCAGCAGACGGCAAGAAGGACAAGAAGAAGAGCAGGCUGAAUGUGUUCAAGAGGAACAGAGGCGAGAAGGGUGCAGACGACAAGGCAUCGACUGCUUCUGGAGGCUCUACUCCCUCGGACAUCAGCAGAUUGUCCAUAUCGGCUGAUGAUGAUAAGUUUGGCCAAACCGCAGAGUUCAAGGCGGCGAUAGCCAACAUUCCCCCGGAAGAGCUGCGAAGGACCUUCUGGAGCAUGGUGAAGCAUGACCAUCCUGAUGCUCUUCUUCUUCGCUUCCUGCGCGCCCGGAAAUGGGAUGUUGAGAAGGCACUUGUCAUGAUGAUUUCUACAAUGCAGUGGAGAUUGAACGAGAUGCACGUCGACGACGACAUAAUGAAGACGGGAGAGCUCGCUGCGUUGCAGACCGCAAGCACGGAUGCCAAAGCUAAGAAGAACGCCGAUGACUUUUUGACACAGCUGCGCAUGGGCAAGAGUUAUCUGCACGGCUUGGAUAUUGAGGGGAGACCAAUGUGUUUUGUUCGUGCGAGGUUACACAAGGCCGGUGAGCAGACGGAAGAGAGUCUAGAAAGAUUCACAGUAUACACCAUUGAGACAGCGCGCAUGCUGUUGAGGCCUCCGAUUGAUACAGCCGUAAGUUUAUCUGAAUUCCGUCCAGGUCAUAAGAUCAGGGUUAUUGACCAAACGCAGACUAUCGUCUUUGAUAUGACCGACUUUUCCAUGGCCAACAUGGACUACACACCGGUAAAAUUCAUGAUCAAGUGCUUCGAGGCAAACUAUCCGGAAUCACUUGGUACCGUCCUCGUCUACAGAGCACCCUGGGUUUUCAACGCUGUAUGGAGCAUCGUCAAGGGCUGGCUCGACCCCGUCGUCGCCGGCAAAGUACACUUCGCAAAGACGAUUGACGAACUAAGCAACUAUGUACCAAGGUCACAGAUCCCAACUGAGUUGGGCGGAGACGAAAAGUGGGAAUACAAGUACCCUGAGCCUGUACCCGGCGAGAACGACAAGAUGGCCGACGAAAAGCCCAAGCAGGAGCUGCAAAGCGAGAGGCAACAGAUCGUCGACAAGUACGAGACUACGGUGCUAGAGUGGGUACACGCGGGUGACAGCGUGCCAGCGGAGGAGAAGAGGAAAGAGAGGGACGCCGUUGCAGAGCAGUUGAGGCAGAAUUACUGGAAGCUGGACCCGUACGUUCGAGCACGCUCGCUGUACGACCGCGCGGGCGUCCUCCUAGACGGAGGCAAGCUGGAAUUCUACGGCAAAGCACCUGAGCCUGCAGUUGCACCCGCAAAAGCAACAGAAACGAGCGCCGAUGACCUUGACUAG